CCGCGGUGGGGGGAGGCGUUCGCGUGGUUCGCGUUUCGUAAAUGCAUACCCGCCCCCUGGACUGUACUGUGGGUCAUCGCUCCGCUUUAACCAUUUACAACUAAAAGCGCGCGGAGACGUCGUGAGCGGCGAGGCCGAGAAGGUGAAGCACGGACGGUAGAGCGAACAGCAAACCCGUGCGUAUGUGGUGGAGUUGCAGCAUGGCGAGCGCCAUAGACGAUGGACUUCUCUUCCCGGCGAUGCCCAGGGGGCCCCUGGACUCGUAUCGUGCAAAGGCGUCCUUCGACUGGAGGCAGAUGGCCCUCUUCUUGGACAGCGAGGAAAUUCUGCACUUCAGGAAACUGGUGUUUUCUGUGCUGGAGAAGGACCCACUCUUUGCACAGCGGCCCGGUGAAGACGUGCCCAUUGAGCGCAAGCGUGAGCUCACCUUCCUGCAAUGCCGCCGUCUCUUUGAGUACGACUUCCUGCCCCUGGAGGAUAUGCUGCAGUGUCCCUUGAAGAUAGUGGCCCUGAACGAGUGCCUUAACAUGUAUGGUCACGAUAGCUGCCCCAAGUACCAGCUCAGCAAACAGAUGUUUGGUGGAACUGUAAAAAACUCAGGAUCAGAGAGACAUGAAGAAUUUGUCCGCAAAACAGAUUCAAUGGAGAUUUUUGGCUGCUUUGCACUGACAGAGUUGAGCCAUGGCAGCAACACCAAAGCCAUGCGAACAACAGCCACCUAUGACCCUAAAACACAGGAGUUUGUGAUCAACACUCCGGACUUUGAAGCCGCAAAGUGUUGGGUUGGGAACUUGGGAAAAACGGCAACGCACGCAGUCGUGUUUGCGCAACUCUACACGCCGGACGGUCAUUGUCAUGGGCUACAUUCCUUCGUGGUGCAGGUCAGGGACACAAACACCUUGCUCCCCAGGCCAGGCAUGUUGGUGGGUGACAUGGGCAAGAAGCUGGGAAUGAAUGGACUUGACAACGGGUUUGUUUCCUUUAAUAAUGUCCGCAUUCCUCGAGAGAAUCUGCUAAACAAAACUGGCGAUGUGACACCCGAAGGGAAAUACAUCACCCCUUAUAAGGACCCCAAGCGCCGUUUCGGUGCCAGCCUGGGCAUGCUGUCUGGCGGUCGUGUGGGCAUAACAGGCAUGGGUGUGACCAACCUCAAGAUGUGUAUGACCAUCAGCAUUCGCUACUCAGCUGCUAGGCACCAGUUUGGCCCCACAGACAACCAGGAAAUCCCUGUGCUGGAGUACCAACUUCAGCAAUGGCGGCUGAUUCCCUUUCUGGCUGCCACCUACUCCUUGAACCAUUUUUCCAAAACGCUCUUCUUCAACUAUGCAGAGUUGCAGAUGGGGAUCAUGCAGAAGGACAACAGUGAACGGCAGAGUGAGCUAGGCCGUGAGAUCCAUGCUCUGUCAAGUAGCAGCAAGGCCCUGUCGGCGUGGACCGCAAGAGACGCCAUCCAGGAGAGCCGUGAGGCCUGUGGAGGCCAUGGAUACCUGGCCAUGAACCGGCUGGGGGAGUUGCGGGAUGGUAACGAUCCCAACUGCACGUACGAGGGGGAGAACAACGUCCUUCUGCAGCAGACCAGCAACUACCUCAUGUCCUGGGUCAAUCGGAAGCCAGCAGACAUCCAGUCGCCAACUGGCUCGGUGGACUUCCUCAGAGACCGCAUCAGUAUCCUGCAACAAAAGUUCUCGGCUAAAACAGAACAAGAAUGUUUUGAUUCGUCCAUGCCUCUGGCGGCGUACAAGUGGCUGGUUUGCUUCCUGCUCCGAGAGAGCACCAGCAAAUACGAGCGCGAGAGAGCGGCAAGCAGCUCUGACUUUGAGGCCAGGAACAACUCGCAGGUGUUCUACUGCCGCUCGUUGGCGAUUGCAUUUGUGGAGCACGUGGUGCUGGAGCGGUUCCACACGCUGGUGCACGACCCGGCGGUACCGGCGGGUCUGCAGCCCGUGCUGCACCGCCUGGCUGCACUCUACGGCCUCUGGAGCCUGGAGAAGCAUGCGGCCACGCUCUACCAGGGAGGCUACUUCAUUGGCAGUGCUCCCCUGCAGCUCAUAAGGAACUCAAUCGUCCGCCUUUGUGCUCAGUUAAAGGAUGAAGCUGUGGCAUUAGUGGAUGUCUUUGCACCUCCAGACUUCAUCCUCAACUCUCCCAUUGGCCGUGCUGAUGGACAGAUCUACCAGAACCUGUGGAGCACCAUGCUGCAGGGACCAGGUGUACUGGAGCGGCCAUCCUGGUGGCAGGAGAUGUGCUCCAUCAAGACAGUGGUGGGCUCACUGCGCCCUAAGCUCUAGAGACUUGCACAGGAACACCUACUUUACAGAGGAAGAGCCCAACAGCUCUCAAAUCCAGACAUUGCAGCUCCUAUCCUGGUAAUCCAAUCAUUCGAAGUCUGCUGAAUAAUAAUGGAUGAAAUUCACAUUUCCUAUAUCUUUUUUUCAGGGGUGGAGUCAUUCAAUGAUUAGCUUACUGCACUGUGCACCCUGGAAACCAGUGUUUUAUUUAAGGCCACAGCUAGCAUCAGCGAUGAGUGAUAUAUAAUCUGCACCCCACCCCCUCUUCCUUUGAACUAAUCCGCACCGACCAAUGUGGUGAAAUAUGGUAGAAAAAACCCUCACGGUAAGGCCUUCAUCCAGUGGUGGGUUUACAAAGGGUUUUAAAUUAUUAUUUUAAUAUUAUGUAUCAGUUCAUACAUACUUGUUGUGCAUGCUGAUGAUUAGUUUAUGGCCAUAGAGAGAUUUGUCGAGGAAAAGUUGAAAAGGCUUGCGAUUAGUUUACAAUUGGAAUACAUUUGUGAUAAGCUGCAGCAAAGAAUGGCCACUUUAAUGUUUUUAUAAUCCAUACUUUAACGAAGACCUUAGAUAUGCAUCACACUAUUCAUGAAGAAUUUGGUUCAAUUGACUCAAAAAAAAUGACGUUACUUCCACCCUAUCUAUCCCACGACCAUGCCCCUCAUUAAACAUUUAGAUUUCUUUGGUGCGAGUUACUGCUCUAGCGGCCUUUUGUAACUUUAAAGUUUUUGACUUUAUUACACAGAGCAUUAUACAUUCAUAAAAUAAACUGUAAUAUAUUGAAUGUUUAUGAGAAGAUGAAAGCAAACCAUUAAGCAAUUCAUUUAAAGCAGGUUGGUGACAUCUGGGGCUGUAUAUGUGGUAGGAUAAAAAGUCUCGAAACAACACUGCCAUCUACUGCUCAUCAUGUAGCCUGAAAGCCCGAUGACCACUUUCGUGGUGAUGCAGGCUCCAACUUACUCUGCUCAAGAGAUCAGAGACAUUACGUGUGGUUUAAUCAUAGGUCGUUCCAUUAUAAAUUUGGGAAAAUGCACCAGCCUGUUUUUUUUUAUUGGCCAUGUCGGAUGAUUAACUUGGUUGAGUUAAGUGAAGUGACUUUCAUAUGAUUCAUGCGCAACAUUGAGACAUUGCCUAAUUUGGUCCGGAGACGUUGUGAAUUCUUCCCCAGCCUGUAUCGUGUCCAUUACAGGAGAAUGCCAUAAAGAGAGACGUGCCUUCUUUUGGACCGUGGAGGUCACUUUCAAAUCAAAUUGGCGGGAAGAUGUAGCGUUUCGCCUUUUGAAUUCCCAUUUAAAAUGGAUACAUGUGGCCAGUAAUAACUGCUGCUUUUCAGCCUUUUUGUCUUCGCUGCUUCGAUGAUUUUAGGUUGCAAAUGAGCAGUUGUGUUGAUUUUUAUAUUGCUCUAUGUUCAUAUUUUUGCCAAUCUAUAGUGUAUAUGUGGGGAGCUGCGGUAAGGUGGAUAGUGCGCUGCACCUACGAAUCCGGCAAUCCGGGUUCGAUUCCUGCUCAUGGUCAACACAAGUGAGGAUUAUCUGAAGCAGUUAUGGGCCUCCCCUAGGUCGACUCAGCCGCAAAUGAGAACCUGGUGUGAUGUAUAAACGUUCUCACUGGAGGGGGCAAGGCAGCCUAGGCAUGGUGCUGAUUAGCCUAUCCUCCACUCGGCAGGAUAAGAUCAGACAACCGGGAAUGGCUCUUCUGUUGUGGCUGCUUUGCUAACAGUACUUGCCCCAACAGUCUGUUGAGUCUGUACGGGGGGGGGGGGGGGGGUAUUUGUGUAGGUGCAAACAUACCUAGUUCCAUGACGACAGCAGAAGGAACAUGCCUCUAAAAUGAAGCACAAAGCUAUUUGCACGUGGAAGUGUUGAAAUAGCAAUAAACUCUUGUGGUCGUCAGGCACUGAUGCAGACCAUCCUUUUAACAGGGUAACAAUGUGGCAAUAAUUAUAAAUCCAAUGGAAUGCGGAAAAUCAUGAUUGUUUUAAAUGCAAACAGACUAUAUAAAGUGGUGCGAUCUGGGGAUUUACUUUCCUGCAAAUCCCUUGCAUUGACUUCGCUUGGCCUGCUGUUCAAGGUGCUCUCUAGCACGGUGGUGCUUGAUUGGCUAUGUUUGAAGCGUUUGGUUCUGCGGUGCUAGAUGUCCAAAGAGUUCCGAGGCUAGAAGACUUGUGGGAUGUGAACAACACAACCAAUGUUCGGGCAUUAAGGAGUUUUACGAUGCUCGACUUACACGUGGUGUAUUCGUGCCAAAGGGAUUGCCACUGCUCACUUUAACACGUGGUUUCGUUCUGGUAGGUGUUCCAAGUGGGUUAAUGAUUUUGCCAGGAUGAAAAUAAAAUAAUAUUAAUGUUUUCACUUGGAACUUGGAUUUGAUUAUUUGUUCUCAUACGUUUGGGUUUCAUCUUGUUUACACAUGGAUUCUUUUGUUAAGGUUAGUGAAAUACUAAGUGCCUUUGAAUGACGAUUACCAAUUAAAAUGUAUCGGAUUUCAUACUUUCAUGGAUUAAUAUUUGUGGUGUAACGGUACAUCGACUUAUCGAUAUUGAUUCUUAAGCUCUAGAUACAUGCACCAUUAAUUUAUUUAAGAAUCUGUUCAAUUUGUAUACUUGCAAUGGAUUCAUGUGACCCAUGCAGUCACUCGAGGCUUCCACAGUUGCUAUGUAAAAUUAUAAAAUAACGUGGCAACUCCUAUUGUAAAUCUUCAGUUGAACACGUUUCAGAUUUGUGACUGAAUGCAAAAUAGCUAGGUUGAUGUUUGUGAUCACUAUUCAAUGCGUAUAAAAUAUCUCAAAAGUAGUAUGAUUUUUAAAAAUGUUAUACUGGUUUUGGGAAAUUAGCUGAAACAACUGGCAGUAAUUACGGUUUUAAAAUGCAUUGCGGUGCAUUUGAAAUGAAUUCUAAUGUAGGCUGCAAUUUGAAUUAAAAGACAAUAAAACAUGUAA
This is a messenger RNA of Lethenteron reissneri (Far Eastern brook lamprey), 5223 nucleotides long. Its product is annotated as peroxisomal acyl-coenzyme A oxidase 3-like. NCBI's taxonomy places the organism in Eukaryota, Metazoa, Chordata, Hyperoartia, Petromyzontiformes, Petromyzontidae. The record is from RefSeq and is a predicted model, not a curated record. Gene Ontology annotation, biological process: lipid homeostasis; fatty acid beta-oxidation using acyl-CoA oxidase. Gene Ontology annotation, molecular function: fatty acid binding; pristanoyl-CoA oxidase activity; FAD binding. Gene Ontology annotation, cellular component: peroxisome.